Molecule: messenger RNA, 1610 nt
Organism: Cynara cardunculus var. scolymus (artichoke)
Lineage: Eukaryota; Viridiplantae; Streptophyta; Magnoliopsida; Asterales; Asteraceae
Exons: 7
Coding region: 1-1572 (523 amino acids)
Biological process (GO): mRNA catabolic process
Molecular function (GO): mRNA binding; demethylase activity
Source: RefSeq, a predicted model, not a curated record
AUGGCGCCGGCAGCCGGCGUUUCUUCCGUUACCGAUCUAGCACCGGCGGUACAUCCUUCAGCGAUGUCAGAGACGUUCGCUAAAAACGCGAUCAUCUCCUGGUUCCGAGGCGAGUUCGCGGCGGCGAACGCGAUUAUUGACUCGCUGUGUGGACAUCUGUCUCGGUUAGAUGGCGGAAGGUGCGAGUACGAAUCGGUGUUUGCUGCUAUACACCGCCGCCGGCUGAAUUGGAUUCCAAUUCUUCAGAUGCAGAAGUAUUUUUCCAUCGCUGACGUCACUCUCGAGCUCCAAAAAGUGACAGAGGAGAAGACGAAAUUGAGAGGUUCGGAGAGGAUUGAAGAAGUCGAUGUUUCUUCGCCGGUGAAAUUAGAGAAGCAACCUGAAAUUUUGGAAAUGGAAUCCACGGAUAGCAAUAGAAAUGGUGGUGCCGAGGCUGAUGACGAUGAUACCAGACUUAGUGCACCAACAAGCGAGAUAACCGAUACAGGAUCUGAAGAAGUGCAGCCAUUGGUAGAAACUGUUAAGAUAUGUUCAAACCAAGAAGAUUUGGAGGCCUGGAGAGCUCAGAUCAGGAUCAGAAAAGGGUUUGUAGCCAAGGAGUCUGUAAAAGGGCAUAUGGUGAACGUUGUAAGAGGUUUGAAGUUGUAUGAGAACAUACUUGGUGAUACCGAGUUAACUCGGUUAAUUGACUAUGUGCAUAAACUCCGAGUUGCUAGCAGAAACGGAGAACUCUCAGGUGAGACGUUUAUCACGUACAACCAGCAAUUGAAAACGAUCAAGAGAGAGGCUAUUCAGUUUGGAACUCCGAUAUUUGGACAGAUAAGAGAUGAAACUACAGGUUUUUACCAAGAUAGCCAUAUCGAGCCAAUACCAGCUCCUCUCGAAGGUGUCAUUAACCAUCUGAUUAAAUACCAUCUAAUUACUGAAAACAGACGACCAAACAGCUGCAUCAUAAACUUUUUCGACGAGGGGGAGUUUUCGCAGCCUUUCUUAAAGCCACCUCAUCUCGACCAACCCAUUUCUGUCCUUUUUCUCUCGGAAUCAACAAUGGCUUUCGGGCGUACUCUAGCCUGCGAUAAGGAUGGAAACUAUAGAGGACCACUCAUGCUCCCUCUUAAAGAAGGGUCACUCUUAGUGAUGAGAGGAAACAGUGCCGAUAUGGCUAGAAACGUCAUGUGUCAAUCUCCAACUAAAAGAAUCAACAUCUCAUUUUUUAGAGUCCGGAUAGACUCCAACGACGAAAAGACCUCAUCAGCGACAGCAACGGAUGAUGCCAUGACAGUGUGGCAGCCAGGUGUUCCAACACCAAAAGGAACCACUCUUAACGGUUAUGACUCGAUGGAUAAAGUCUCCAAAUGGGGUGCACCACAACUGCUAAUGUUAGCCCCGGUCCGGCCAAUGGUCAUGAGCCCGAGACGAUUACCUCGUGGUGGCACCGGUGUUUUCUUUCCAUGGAACGUUGGAUCAAGAAAAUCGGCAAAAUAUGUACCUCCUCGAGCCCAAAGAGGACGGAUUCUCGCACUUCCUCCAGCACCGGCUGAACCACACAAAGUGGACCCCGCCUCUGGUUAGACCAUAGCUUAUUCAGGUCAAGUCUAGGAGUCGUUUAC